UCCUCUCGCUCAUUCUCUCACUUGCCAUUUCCAGAACAAGAUAUAAACUUUAUUGAACCCAAAGGGUCUAGGAAGGAUUGAUAUGGGGCUGAGGGAGAUGGACUCGGCGCUGCCGCCGGGUUUCCGGUUCUACCCGAGCGACGAGGAGCUGGUGUGCUUCUACCUGCGCAACAAGGUGGCCAACCAGAGGGUCGCCUCGGGGACCUUGGUCGAGGUCGACCUCCAUGCCCGCGAGCCAUGGGAGCUUCCCGAUGUCGCUAAGCUUACCGCAGAGGAGUGGUACUUCUUCAGCUUCCGGGACAGGAAGUACGCCACGGGCUCGCGAACAAACCGAGCAACAAAGACGGGUUACUGGAAGGCGACCGGGAAGGAUCGGGUUGUCCAUGAGCAGGGCACGCGUGCAUUGGUUGGCAUGAGGAAGACCCUGGUGUUCUACCGUGGGCGUGCUCCCAAUGGGCAGAAGACCGGUUGGGUCAUGCAUGAGUUUCGCCUCGAAACACCUAACUCGACACCCAAGGAGGACUGGGUGCUUUGCAGGGUGUUCAACAAGAUGAAACCCUUGUCAGAAGGCGAAGAAGCAGCAGGAAGCAGGAUCCAACGUGGCCAUCCCGCCACCGCCACCGGCGCUGAGCCCUCCUCGCCGCCGGCCUUCCUCGGCUCGCUGCCCAACCCGACGGCGAAUCCGGCGGACGACUUCUACCAGCAGCGCCAAGCACUCUCGUCUGGCGCCCUGCUGAUGAACCUGGCGAUACUGCAGCAAGGCAGCUUCUUGGAUUACUGCAGCCCGGUGGUGCACCAUGGCGCGGCGGUAGGGGCGCCCCACAACGCCGGCUGCGGCGGCGACGAUGCCGCCAUGGCCAUGGCACUGGGGCACGUGGGGUUCGAGGAGCACGGCAUGGGGGAGGCUCUGGAGAUGGAGUACGCGCAGCCUGAGGGUGGCUGCGGCUACAGGGGCGGGCUCUACUUCUAGCAGGCACAGGGAGUGGUAGUACUCUGAAAUUAUUGUGUGUGUGUGUGUGUGUGUGUGUGUGUGUGUAUAGUUUGGCAGUUACAUGCGGUGCAAAAGGUUGCGGUAGAGGUCAGAAGAUCGCUAGUUAUUUUCACAAAAAAAAAGAAGAUUGCUAGUUAAAUUAGGUUAGAGCGAGAAGGGAGUGUGAAUUGUGAAUGUGAAUUUAUGUGUCUACGAUUAAAUAGUUUACGUUAUCUAUAUAGUUUUCAAAACUGAAUUGGUUAGGUUUUUGUACUUAACAUUGAUGAAGUUGUAGGUGGACUUCAUUCAGGU
Molecule: messenger RNA, 1282 nt
Organism: Panicum hallii
Lineage: Eukaryota; Viridiplantae; Streptophyta; Magnoliopsida; Poales; Poaceae
Product: protein CUP-SHAPED COTYLEDON 3-like
Exons: 3
Coding region: 83-970 (295 amino acids)
Biological process (GO): regulation of DNA-templated transcription
Molecular function (GO): DNA binding
Source: RefSeq, a predicted model, not a curated record